AUGCCCAACAUCAGAUUCGCCGUCGGCCUGACGAAGCUGUUACCAUUCCUGGGCUUCCACCAUGUGUUAAUGAUAUUCAUCGCAUUGGCGAUCAUCCUAUUAUCAUUACUACUAGCAGGAUGCUCCUCCUCCUCGCCCGCCAUCCCCAACAUCUUCCUAAUAUCCUUCUUCUAUCAAAUGUACGCGCCGAAUUAUGAUCCCACGCAAGUCGACCCGGGCGUCAGCGCCGCCAUUGCAAACAUCGUCGGACGCGCUUCAUUAGAAGUCCGAGUGGGAUACUUCGGAAUCUGCAUCAACAACGACGGAGGAAGCUUCCUGUGUUCGAACAACGCGACGCUCCUCGCCGAGCAGCUGUCGAUCGAAGAGGAUCCCCUGAACCUCAUCUACGUGGCGAACACGUUCAAGAACAGCGUCGUCUUCCCAUACCUAAUAAUCAUCGCCAUCAUCCUGGCCUUCGUCACCUUCCUCCUCCUCGCGACCUUCCCAGGCUGGCACGAAGAGCACAACGCCUCCACCGGCAGCGACAUCGACAUCAAACCCUUUCCCUCCCGCGCAGUGAUGCAAGUCGCCGUAGCACUCAUCUUCAUCUCCUCGAUCUUCAUCCUGGUGUCGGUGCUAUGGCAGCACACAGCAUCAGUCGCGGCAGCACAGGUCGCGGGAGAUUUCGGGAACGGAUCCGUACGGAGUGGAGUCGGCACCAGCGCGAUGGUGUUGGGUUGGUUCAGCUUCGCGCUGUUCAUCAUCGUGACGAUCGCGCUGAUCGUCAUGAUUUUGAGCAUCCAAUUGUUGGACAAAUUGACGGAUGAUGAUUGA
This is a messenger RNA of Dissoconium aciculare CBS 342.82, 813 nucleotides long. Its product is annotated as membrane fusion mating protein FIG1. The record is from RefSeq and is a predicted model, not a curated record. Gene Ontology annotation, cellular component: mating projection tip; membrane. The transcript has 3 exons. Gene Ontology annotation, biological process: conjugation with cellular fusion. Bases 1 to 813 code for a protein of 270 amino acids. Lineage: Eukaryota; Fungi; Ascomycota; Dothideomycetes; Mycosphaerellales; Dissoconiaceae.